Molecule: messenger RNA, 1028 nt
Organism: Uloborus diversus
Lineage: Eukaryota; Metazoa; Arthropoda; Arachnida; Araneae; Uloboridae
Exons: 6
Coding region: 84-887 (267 amino acids)
Source: RefSeq, a predicted model, not a curated record
CUACUUAAUUAGCAAUGCCGAAGGAAUAAACAGGGCUGAACUAGUGCCGUUUGCACUUUCAAACUCUCUGUCAAGAUGGUUGAAUGCAAAAUAUGCGUCAUCUGCCAAUCACUCCCGUUAAUACGAGAUGGACAGUUUGGAGACGCUCCGAUUAUUUCUAUCCAGAAAUGAUUCCGGAGCCCGAUUACAGCGAGUCGUCUGAAGAGAUCUCUUCGGAAGAAGAGAACGCCAGUUCUGAUUCAGACGCUGCUGUCGAGAGGUUGCGAGACCUGGAAGAAGAAGACGAGAAGGAGGAAGAACUGAAGAGGAGAACAGCUUCGCUACGUCACAAGUCAGAUGAAGACCUCUACAAAGCUUCUACUUCCUUCCACCGACCGCAGAAGUCAUCACCAUCCUUAGAAGAUGAUCUCAUCAAACCCAAAAAGCCUUUCAAUCCAUAUUUAGAAUCCUCAGAAAGAUUGAAACUCCAUAAAGAACUCAAAUUUAGUCAAAAAUAUGGCAAAAGAGGAGUGAACCCGAAAUCAGAGUUGCAGAUGGCACUGGAAAAAUACGCAGAAAAUAAGUUAAAAAGGAGCCUUGCCUUAUCGAGACAAACUUCGUUGGAACAGAUCCUUGAACUGCAAGCCAAAAAAAUUGAGCAGCAAGAGCUAGAAGGAACGUCCAACAGAAGACCUUCCUGGAUCGAUCGUUUGCAUCAGCAGAAUGAUUCCUGGUUCGAUCCCAAAACAGACGAGUUCUAUCGCGUCCACGCGAGAGUGGUCAGCAAUGUCAUGGACAACUUAGAUUUGGGGUCGGAGGAAGGUGACCAGAGUCCCACGAAGACCUCCUCCGUUUCUUCCAAGACGAUAAAAACAUCUGAAUCAUCAGAUCAGGAUAUUAGCGACUGAAAGAGAUUUGAAUGUUGAGGAUGUUUACAACUAUGGUGAUAGAUUAUAAUUCUGAGCUAUUUAAAAAAGACUGUUGAUACAAAAUGUACAAAACUGUACUUCUAUAUUGUUACUUUUAUAAAGUGUUAUAUCGAAUAAAAG